Messenger RNA from Populus euphratica (Euphrates poplar), 2719 nucleotides. Its product is annotated as DNA-binding protein REB1-like. Lineage: Eukaryota; Viridiplantae; Streptophyta; Magnoliopsida; Malpighiales; Salicaceae. The transcript has 2 exons. The record is from RefSeq and is a predicted model, not a curated record. Bases 197 to 2416 code for a protein of 739 amino acids.
UCUCAGAGUUUCGGAAAUUAAAGAAAAACCAAGCGAGGGUCAAGCCUACUCCAUCUUCAAAUCGCUUUAGGGUUUAACAGAGAUAGAAAGAGGGAGAGGAAGCGGUCGGACUCUAAAACUUUCAGCUUUGCGUGAGGGGGUGGCUCAGCUAUAGCUAUUUCGAAAGAUUCGAGUGGGAUCAGUAGUCGUUGCCCAAAUGGUGGGGAGGAAACAGCGUGAGAAAAAGAAAACAAAGGAUGAGGAUGGUUCCUUGAAAGAGGAAAGCUCUUUGAAAGAUAGAUUGCUUGCGAGUGGAGGGGAGAGUUUAACUCCAAGUAUUGAAAUUAUGAAGAAGAAGAGGAGGAGGAGUGAGAAGCAUGAGGCUGGUGCUGAGGAUGUUGGAGUAAGUUCUAGUCUAAGUGAGCGUAAUGUAGAUGUCAAUAAUGCUGCAGACAACAAUGAGAGGAAGAAGAAAAAGGAGAAGAAGAAGAAGAAGAGCGAGAGGCAUGGGGAUUGCAGUGAGGUUGUUGCAGUAAGUUCUAGUCUAAGUGAGGGUAAUGUUGAUGUCAAUAACGCAGCAGAGAAAAAUGAGAAGAAGAAAAAGAAGAGCAAGAGGCAUGAGGCUUGCGUUGAGGAUGAUGCAGUUGGUUUAAGUGAGGGUAAUAUAGAUGUCAAUAAUGCACGAGGCGGGAAUGAGAAGAAGGAGAGGAAGAGAAAAUUGGAGCAUGGUAACAAUGAGAAAGAAUCUCAAGUGGCUAGGAAGAAAAAUAAGGUGAGUGAAGUAGGAGAGGUUUUGGAGGAGACCCAUGUGCGAAUGGAGGAUAAUAUGGGCUUGCAAAAGAAUGUCCAUGUGGAUUUGGUCAGAAACUCCGAGUCAGAAGUGAGAAGAGAUAGGAAAAAGAAUCGAAAGGAGAAGAGCAGAGAAGAUAGAUCAAGCACCGUUGCCUCUGUGGUUAACAUCCUUGACGAUAACAGAAGGGAACAGGUGGUUGGUGUACAGAAAGGCCCUGAGAGUGAAGGUAUUGCUAACAUGAAUAAUGGGGAAGGACAGGAUCGCAAGAAGGAAAAAAAGAAGAAACGGAAGUAUGGUGGUGGUGGUGAGGUAAUUGAAAGGGCAGCUGAUGGAAAAGAUGCUGGAAGAGAGGAGUCGACUGAAAUUGUUCAGGACAAGGUAGAUUCUUCAAAGAAGGAGAAGAAGAAAAAGAAGAAAAGGCACAAUGUUGUUCAAGAGGCUGCUUCAAUUCAAAUUAUGGCCAAGACCAUGGGUGACCAAAGCAGUGUAAUAGAAAGUGAUGGAGGUAAUUCAAGUUCGAUUAAAAAUAAGGCAAGAGAUGGAAAACUAAAGGUCAGUGAUGAGGGUGGAAGCAAAAGGAAGAAGAAGGCCAAGUCGUUGGGGAAUGGUUCAAAAGAAAAAAGUAGCAAAAGAGUAACACAAACGGAGAAAGAUGUCGAGACUACUGGUCCAUCAGAAAAAUCUUCAUUGAAAGCGACAUCUAAGAGAGUAAGUUUUUGUGAAGAUGUGGAGGUUUUCCCUACAUCUGAUGGUCCUAGUGAUGAGAAGGCUGUUGGGGAAGACGGCUUAGUGCGAGGGAAGCGGUUCUCACACGAGGAAGAUGAAAUGGUUAAAGAAGCUGUUUUAAACUAUAUCGAUGUUCAUGGUUUAGGUGCAGAGGGUCUAAACAUGGUGCUGAAUUGCAAAAAGCACCCCGCAAUUGUACAGUGUUGGAAGGAAAUAGGGGCGGCCUUACCUUGGAGGCCUCGUCAGAGUGUAUAUCAUCGAGCCCAUAUACUGUUUGAAAGGGACCAGAAUUCUUCUUGGAGCCUAGAAGAGUAUGAACUUAUCCGGAAGUUCCAUGAAAAACACGGAUCAGAUUGGAAGACACUGGCAGAAGCCCUGGGAAAACAUAGGUUUCAUGUAAAGGAUACGUGGCGGAGAAUAAAACUGAUCAAUAUGAAGAAAGGAAAAUGGUCCCAGGACGAGUACCAGUCUUUAUUCGAUUUUGUGAAUUUGGAUCUGCGCUUGAAAGCUUUUGAAGAAAGGAAAACAAAGCAUGGGAUGUUACGAGAUAAUAUUAGCUGGACAGCAAUUAGCGAGAAGUUAGAAACUAGGACUGAUGCUCUCUGCUGCCAAAAAUGGUAUGACCAGUUAACAUCACCUAUGGUAGCCGAAGGGAAAUGGCUUGAUACAGAUGACUAUCGGCUGCUGAUGGAGCUCUACGACUUGGAUGCUUGCUGCAUGGAAGAUGUUGACUGGGACAAUCUUCUAGAGCACAGGUCUGGAGAUAUAUGCCGUAAGCGAUGGAACCAAAUGGUCAAACACCUUGGUGACCAUCGUAACGAGUCAUUCACUGACCAAGUUGACGUUCUAAUUAAGCGGUACUGUCCUAAUGUGCUUGAAGCAAGAGAAGCCUACAACAGCAAACCUGCAGUUCCUUGAGCCUCUUGUGUGGUUUAUCACUCCAUUUGUGAUCCCAGUCUAAGUGUUGGUGUCCCUGGAUUAGGUUGCUAUUGAUUAAUGUAAUGAAAUGAAGUCUUAUUCCCAAGCGACUGAACUUUGCUUAAAUCCCCAUUGCUUUUUUCUGCUGCUGUUUUGUAAUUUUGAUUUGAAGAUCAAGAGAGUGUGAAAGGGAAUGGAUUCCUUUCCCUUGUUUAAACAUGAUGGUCAUAUUUGUAUUUUGUGAUUUUUGCAGACUACUUUUUUUACCAGGCCUUGUAACAUGCAGGUUUCUUGUUAGCAUCA